CAUUAAAUUCAAUGGAGGCCAGCUGGACUUACUUCCGAGAAAAGAUACCUGAGGCCCCGGGGAGGGGGGAGAAAGAGGACGGAUCAGUGGCGUUUUUGUUCCCAGAGGAGCAAACAGAAGAUAUCUCCGCUGCCCUCCCCUUUCUUUCUUUCUUUCUUUCUUUCUUUCUUUCUUUCUUUCUUUGUCGGUGCACGUAGCUCCCGGAGGGUGAGCAGCAGAAGCGGCAGCGGCGGCUCUCUCCGCCCACCAAGGGGAGCCUCUGUGCAGCCCAGCCAGACAAGGCGGCAACAGCGGCCUCUCCGGCUGAUGUCAUCCGCAGCUUGCGAGGCUGUGCCUGCGCGAUCGGCCGAGAGGGGGAACCGAACGGCCAGUUUAGCUGGCAAGCCCGCCUCAGCAGCAAGAAGCGGCUUGGGGUUUCUUAGUCGGGUGGUCGGUGCGUGGGGGAAGAUGUAAGAAGCUGGAGCAGGAUCUUCCUCCCGCGCUGUGGCUCUGGCUCUGCCCCCCCUUCUCCUCUUCCCCUUCCCGAGCUUUUACGAGAUCCCAGGAAAGGGCGCUUGGGCUCCUCUAACACAGGCGAACCCAUCGACGGUGGGGAAAGCCAGAAGAGAGGGAGAGCUGCCGCCGCUGCCGCCGCCGCCGCCGCCGCCGCGCUUGGAGAGGAUGCGCGCUCCGUCGAAGCCAGCGGCGCCUCUCCUCCCUGCUACGGGGCUCCAUUCCUCGGGGAAGAGCAGUCAUCAGCCGCCCAAGUGACCGCAGCUGGAGAGAGCGGUGGGGAAGGCGAAGCGCCCUCUAGACGCCGCGCGGGAGUCCCAGCAGCGACAGCUUUGCUCCAGCCUAACAAAAGCCGGCUCUUGGGGGGCUAGAGACAAGUUGAGAGCCUUCUCCAUCUCGUCGCCGCUGCCGUACCAGAGGGGUGCCUCUCCCCUUUCCCCGCUGCCUAUUGCGGCCGAGCUGCCCCAGGAGGGGACGCGCGGGGGGCAGGUUGGCUGCGACGGGAUUGCCUCAUGAUGCAGAAAUGGGAUGGAAUGGAUUUAGGAGUGAACCCAUGCAGAAGUGUUACAGGCCAGAAACGGAGAUGGAGAAAUCAUUCGAAUAAAAUCUGCUGAGUCCCUGAGUAACUGGACAUUCCAUGCCACUAGUCCAGCUAAAUCAGUCGGCAUUUGAGGCUUCACUGAUGCCAGCACAAUACAAACAGAUCAGAUGCGGGGGAAGGGGGAGAGAAUCCCUUGGUGAAUGUUAAUUACAUUAGUAAACCAACAUGGACUUAAAGAGAAGGUCAGAAUGAGUGAAGGUUUCUUGCUUCAUGCUAGACAGACAGACAGAUAUCACACACCUGAAAUUCCUUGUUGGAUAUACCCUGUCAGCAGCUUGUGGAUCUUCUUUGUAAAGCUGGGCCUUCUUCAUGGUCAUGAACACCUCCAGAACAUUCACUUUUUUUACACCCAGAAGUCAUGAGCGGUUCUCGGUGUUCAGCAUCCCAAGGGAAUUGGCUCUCUUCCCCAGGAUCUCAGCGCUUCUAGUGGACCUUGGUUUGCAUUGGCCUAAUUCAGCAUCAGGUGGAGAGGACUGUCCAGAAACUCCAUUCAGGAUCCUGGGAUUCUGCAAAGGUUUCUUCACUAUACAGAAGGCCCUUGGCAGAUUUCUGUCACUGGUUUGAGAGUUACAUCCCAAGACAUGUUUCCAUGGUGAGCUGAGGUGGUUUUCUGGAUUGGCUGCAGAUGAACCUCCCAAAGAGUGCAUGACUGGAAAGGAGAAGGGAGGAUAACCCCCACUGCACCUCCAGAAGCCAAUCAGCCUGCAUCCUGACACCAUCUUACUUGGGUGAAAGAUAGGAUGGUGGCGGGCGAGUUGAGCAUGUAUAGCCCAAUCCUGGCCUGCUGGCAGCCCAUUCUCAUCUUGAUGCUGGGAUCCAUCCUCUCAGGCUCUGCUACGGGCUGCCCACCCCGCUGUGACUGUUCUGCCCAGGAACGCUCAGUGCUGUGUCACCGGAAGCGAUACCUGAGCGUCCCUGAGGGCAUCCCCACUGAGACAAAGCUCCUGGACCUGGGAAAGAACCGCAUCAAGACUCUCAACCAGGAUGAAUUUGCCAAUUUUCCUCACUUGGAGGAGUUGGAGUUAAAUGAGAACAUUAUCACUAUCAUUGAGCCGGGGGCUUUCAAUAACCUUUUCAACCUCAGGACUCUGGGUCUCAGGAGCAACCGGCUCAAACUCAUCCCCCUUGGGGUGUUCACUGGACUCAGCAAUCUUACCAAGUUGGACAUUAGUGAGAACAAAAUUGUGAUCCUCCUGGAUUAUAUGUUCCAGGACUUGUACAACCUCAAGUCUUUGGAGGUUGGUGACAAUGACUUGGUCUAUAUCUCUCACCGGGCCUUUAGUGGCCUUAACAGCUUAGAGCAGCUGACUUUGGAAAAAUGCAACUUGACGUCCAUCCCCACAGAAGCACUCUCUCACUUGCACGGUUUGAUUGUGCUGCGGUUGCGCCACCUGAACAUCAAUGCCAUCAGGGAUUACUCAUUCAAGAGGCUCUACAGACUAAAGGUCCUUGAAAUUUCACAUUGGCCCUAUCUAGAUACCAUGACAUCCAAUUGCCUGUAUGGGCUCAACUUGACAUCCUUGUCCAUCACCCACUGCAAUCUGACUUCCAUCCCUUAUGUUUCCUUGAGGCACUUGGUUUAUCUCAGGUUCCUGAACCUGUCCUACAACCCCAUUGUCACAAUUGAAGGUUCCAUGCUUCAUGAUCUACUCAGGCUUCAGGAGAUACAACUGGUUGGUGGCCAGCUCACCAUGGUGGAACCGUAUGCUUUUCGGGGCCUGAACUAUUUGCGCAUCUUGAAUGUUUCGGGGAACCUCCUAAAUACCUUGGAAGAGUCAGCCUUCCACUCUGUGGGGAACCUGGAGACGCUUAUCAUAGAUAACAAUCCUUUGGCCUGUGACUGCCGGCUUCUCUGGAUUUUCCGCCGUCGCUGGAGGCUAAAUUUCAACAAGCGGCAGCCUGCCUGUGCAACUCCUGAAUUUGUCCAGGGAAAAGAGUUCAAGGACUUCUCUGAGGCGCUCCUCCCCAACUACUUCAUCUGCCGCCGGUCCAGGAUAAGGGACCGCAAACCCCAACAGAUUUUUGUGGAUGAGGGCCACACGGUACAGUUCAUCUGCCGUGCGGAUGGAGACCCACCUCCCACCAUCAUGUGGCUCUCGCCAAGGAAGCACCUCAUCUCUACCAAAACCAAUGGGAGGCUCACCGUCUUCCCUGAUGGUACUCUGGAGGUGCGCUAUGCCCAGAUCCAGGACAAUGGCACCUACCUAUGCAUUGCCAGCAAUGCCGGCGGCAACGAUACCAUGCUGGCACACCUGCACGUCCGCAGCUACUCCCCAGACUGGCCCCACCAACCCAACAAGACCUUUGCUUUCAUCUCCAACCAGCCCAAUGAGAGUGACGCCAACAGCACGCGCGCCACUGUGCCUUUCCCCUUUGACAUCAAGACCCUGAUCAUUGCCACCACAAUGGGGUUCAUCUCCUUCCUGGGGGUAGUGCUCUUCUGCCUAGUUCUCCUCUUCCUCUGGAGCAGGGGCAAAGGCAACACCAAGCACAACAUUGAAAUUGAGUAUGUCCCGCGCAAAUCCGAUGCAGGCAUCAGUGCUGCCGCUGAUGCACCGCGCAAGUUCAACAUGAAAAUGAUCUGAGGAGAGGGGGAAAACAAUCAAUAAACUCAAUAAUGAGGGGUGUUUUUAAAAAAAUAAUAAAGAGAAACAGCGCAACAAACAUACCAACAUCUCUUCUCUCCACCCAGCUCCCCUCCCUCCCUCCUUCUGCCCCCCAGAAUCCUGCAUCACUUCCUCCUCGACCUCUUUGUGAAAAUGUUCUGCUGAUGUCUCCAGAACUUCCCGUGUUUGUAGGACAUAUUCUGACAGACUCCGGUGUCAAUCCUAACAAUGACAGGAAAUUUAACAAAAAUUCAAAACAGCAAUCAAUAAUUUUUAAAAAAGUUACGAACUUCCUCUGUAACUUUUGAUUUCAAUAAUUAAUGGAUUUUUAUGAAAACUUGAAAUAAUAAAAAAACAUAUUUCCUAUA
Molecule: messenger RNA, 4067 nt
Organism: Rhineura floridana
Lineage: Eukaryota; Metazoa; Chordata; Lepidosauria; Squamata; Rhineuridae
Gene: LINGO1
Product: leucine rich repeat and Ig domain containing 1
Exons: 7
Coding region: 1834-3678 (614 amino acids)
Cellular component (GO): extracellular matrix
Molecular function (GO): protein binding
Source: RefSeq, a predicted model, not a curated record